Messenger RNA from Nerophis lumbriciformis (worm pipefish), 1284 nucleotides. The record is from RefSeq and is a predicted model, not a curated record. Lineage: Eukaryota; Metazoa; Chordata; Actinopteri; Syngnathiformes; Syngnathidae.
AUGGAACGUAGCAGUUGGAGUGGCAGUGAGAGUCCCGGGGAUGACAUGGAUAGACUGAGUGACUCUGGGGGGGACAAGACAAUGGACGGGGAUCCUGAGGGCGUGUGGAGUCCUGACAUUGAGCAAAGCUUCCAGGAAGCUCUUGCUAUUUAUCCACCAUGCGGAAGAAGGAAGAUUAUACUGUCUGAUGAAGGAAAGAUGUAUGGUCGAAAUGAGCUCAUAGCUAGAUACAUCAAACUUCGCACAGGAAAAACGCGGACAAGAAAACAGGUUUCCAGUCAUAUACAGGUCUUAGCCAGAAGAAAGUCAAGGGAGUUCCAGUCCAAGAUAAAGGAUCAUAGUGCCAAGGAAAAAGCUCUACAGAGCAUCUCGUCCAUGUCCUCAUCUCAGAUCGUCUCAGCCACUGCCAUACACAGCAAGCUGCUGCCGGGAAUUGUUCGGGCAAAUUUUGCUGGCAACACUCAGCUGUGGCAGGGGAUGAUCCCCGGAGGACAGUCUAGUUCCGCCUCAGAAGACAUCAAGCCGUUUUCACAGCAAGCCUACUCCGUGCAGACUGCAGGGACCACCACAAUCACAGGUUAUGAGCGCCCAGCAGCCGAGUCUCACAGAGAGCCAGCGUGGCAGGGUCGCUCCAUUGGCACCACUAAACUAAGACUGGUCGAGUUCUCAUCGUUUUUGGAAACCCAACGAGACCAAGAAUCGUACAACAAGCACCUGUUUGUGCACAUCAAUCAAAGCAAUCCAACCUACAGUGACCCGCUGCUGGAGUGUGUGGACAUCAGGCAGAUCUAUGACAAGUUCCCAGAGAAGAAGGGUGGCCUUAAAGAGUUGUUUACCAAAGGCCCUCAAAAUGCUUUCUAUCUCAUCAAGUUUUGGGCUGACCUAAAUUACAAUGUACAAGAUGACCCAGCUGCCUUCUAUGGGGUCACUAGCCAGUAUGAGAGCUCAGAAAACAUGACGAUCACCUGCUCCACCAAGGUCUGCUCUUUUGGAAAGCAGGUCGUAGAGAAGGUUGAGACAGAGUACGCCAGGUUUGAGAACGGGCAUUUUGUCUACAGAAUCAGUCGCUCUCCUAUGUGUGAAUACAUGAUCAAUUUCAUCCACAAGCUCAAACAUCUGCCAGAGAAAUACAUGAUGAACAGCGUACUGGAAAACUUCACCAUACUGCUGGUAGUGAGCAACAGAGACACUCAGGAGACCUUGCUGUGCAUGGCGUGUGUGUUUGAGGUGUCAAACAACGAACAUGGAGCACAGCACCACAUCUAUCGUCUUAUUAAGGAAUAA